AGAGAGAGAGGCACAGCAUAUGGUACUUUGGACCGUACCCCCAAAAUUUCAACACAAGUGCUUUUAGUCUAGUCUUCUUCUUCUCUCUCAUGGAACAGUAACGUCCUCUUAUAAAUACCAUACUCCACAACCAUAAAUCUCACUACUUCUUCUUCUUUCUACUUUCUCUCACCUCCAAAAUCUCAAUCUUCUUCUCUUUCUUUCCUUUUGCAUGGCAGUGAGCUUGUUAUCACAUGAGAUUUCCGAUCUCUGUCUCGCCAAGCCGGCGUUGAGGUCUCUCCCCGUCACCGCCACCGUCGCCGACGCCUUGGCCGCCUUGAAAACCUCAGACGAGGCCUUCAUCAGUGUAUGGGACUGCAACCAUUCGUCGGAAUCCCUGGCCGGCGGCGACAGCCACGAGUGCAGGUGUAUUGGAAAGGUGUCCAUGGUUGAUGUAAUAUGCUACCUCUGUAAAGAAGAGAAUCUCUUGUCCCCUUCAGCUGCCUUGAAAUCACCUCUCUCUAAUAUUCUGUCUAAGAUUCCAGGACUCGUCAUUCAUUUGGAACCAUCUUCCAGCUUGUUGGAUGCCAUUGAUUUGAUCCUCCAAGGAGCUCAAAACUUAGUUGUACCCAUUAAGAGAAGAUUAGGUAGCAACACAAGAAGAAAACACCUGCCGAAAAGCGGCGGCGCGUCUGCAACAACCACCAUUCACGGCGGUGGUCGUGAAUUUUGCUGGAUAACGCAAGAAGACGUAGUUAGGUUCCUCCUCAGCUCAAUCGGGCUCUUUUCCCCAAUCCUAGCAAUCUCAAUCGAAGCGCUCGGAAUCAUCAACCGUGACGUUCUCUCAACCGAUUACCACGCGCCGGCGAUCUCCUCUAUCGAUCUAAUCUCCAGCUCACUUGCUGAUCAGACCUCAGUUGCAGUCGUCGACUCCGAAGGUUUCCUUAUCGGCGAGAUCUCGUCGUUCACGUUAACUUGCUGCGACGAGAGCGUGGCGGCGGCGAUCGCGACGCUUACAUCUGGUGAUCUGAUGGCUUACAUUGACGGUGGAGGUCCACCGGAGGAUCUUGUUAGAGUUGUGAACCAGAGAUUAGAUGAGAGGAAUUUAGAAGGAAUGUUAGAGUAUUUCAACACAAUUUCGAGCGGGAACCAAACAAUCUCGUCGUUUUCGUCUUCAUCAGACGAAGAAUCGUCUUUAUCUCCGAAGACGACAUUGUCGAGGUCUUCGUCGGCGAGGUUAGGCCGAUCAGCGAGCUACUCGGCGAGGAUGGUAAGAAGAGUAGAGGCAAUCGUUUGCCAUAGAGAGAGCUCGCUGGUUGCGGUUAUGAUUCAGGCCAUAGCUCACAGAGUAAAUUACGUUUGGGUUAUCGAAGAUGACUGUAGCUUGAUCGGAAUCGUCACAUUUUCCGAGAUUUUGAAGGUUUUCCGAGAAUAUACAAUGGCAUAGUAGUAAGGGAAGUUUUUUUUUUUUUGUUGGGUGUGUGUGAACGUGUUUGAGAUGAGAAAUGGGGUAGAGAGAGAGUAAGAGAGAGCUGAGAAAAAUAUUAUUAUUUUAAUAAUAAAAAAACAUGGAAAAAGAAAGUGGAAAAGUGCUGUGAAUAGGGCUACUUUUUUUGUUUCUUUUAGAUUACUUUUAUUUUAUUUAAAUUUUGGGGUUGUGAUGUCCUCUUAGCCUUUGAAGAACUUGUAACUCUCUAUGAUUUGUACCUUUUUAUUUUGAGGAUUGAUAUCGGCAUGAAAACCGUACAGGUGCGUUUUAAUUGA
This is a messenger RNA of Cannabis sativa, 1743 nucleotides long. Its product is annotated as CBS domain-containing protein CBSX5. The record is from RefSeq and is a predicted model, not a curated record. The transcript has 2 exons. Lineage: Eukaryota; Viridiplantae; Streptophyta; Magnoliopsida; Rosales; Cannabaceae. Bases 212 to 1426 code for a protein of 404 amino acids.